Molecule: messenger RNA, 2736 nt
Organism: Thamnophis elegans (Western terrestrial garter snake)
Lineage: Eukaryota; Metazoa; Chordata; Lepidosauria; Squamata; Natricidae
Gene: NIPAL1
Product: NIPA like domain containing 1
Exons: 6
Coding region: 1-1293 (430 amino acids)
Biological process (GO): magnesium ion transport
Cellular component (GO): membrane
Molecular function (GO): magnesium ion transmembrane transporter activity
Source: RefSeq, a predicted model, not a curated record
AUGCUAUGUACCAAUCCUGGGUUCCGUCCAUCCUACGCAUUGAAAGUUUACGGAUCUUGGCAUCAUGAAGAGCUGUUGGUGCCUGGAAACUCAACAGGGGAAGUGUUUCCUUUGUCUUGCCCCAACUCUCAACAUGCCUGGUGCCAGAUCCUCAACGUCUCGGAGCUACAAGCUUCUUUUUUUGUCUAUUCGGGGAGAUACCCCAACGAAACGGUGCUGAAUGUUUCCACUCCCCAAGGAAGCAAAUACAGCUUAUACCUAGGUGUCGCACUGGCCAUCGGCUCCAGUAUCUUUGUGGGCUCCAGUUUUAUAUUGAAGAAGAAGGGCCUUUUGCAAAUGGCUGCAAAAGGUUUCACUAGAGCUGGAGAAGGGGGCUAUUCGUACCUCAAAGAAUGGUUAUGGUGGGCUGGAUUGCUUUCAAUGGGAAUAGGAGAAGCUGCCAACUUUGCUGCAUAUGCCUUUGCCCCGGCAACUUUGGUCACUCCAUUGGGGGCACUAAGUGUCCUUAUAAGUGCGAUAUUGUCUUCCUAUUUCUUGGAUGAAAAGCUCAACAUUCACGGAAAGAUGGGCUGCGUGUUAAGCAUUCUGGGGUCCACCGUGAUGGUUAUCCAUGCUCCUGAAGAGGAACAAAUCACAUCAUUGGAUGACAUGGAAAUCAAACUGAAAGACCCAGUCUUCAUUGUGUUUGCCGCCGUUGUAAUUCUGACCUCGCUGGUACUUAUUUUUGUUGUCGCUCCACGUUUUGGGCAGACCAAUAUACUGGUCUACAUCUCCAUCUGUUCCCUGAUCGGGGCUUUUUCCGUCUCCUCCGUCAAAGGCCUGGGCAUCGCUAUUAAGGACAUGCUCUAUCAGAAGCCAGUCUUCCGAAAUCCGCUGCUCUAUGUUUUAGCCGUCAUUUUGGUGCUGGCCGUCAGUACUCAAAUCAACUACCUCAACAAGUCAUUGGAUGUGUUUAAUACGUCUCUGGUCACCCCCAUUUAUUAUGUGUGCUUCACCACCACAGUGGUGAUCUGCUCCGUGAUCCUCUUCAAAGAAUGGAACAGCAUGGAACUUGGAGAUAUCGUCGGGACCUUGAGUGGAUUCUUCACCAUCAUCAUUGGCAUUUUCUUCCUCCACGCUUUCAAAAAUGUCAGCAUUACCUGGAACCAGUUGGCGGCUUCCGUUAAAAAAGAACCCAGUUUGCCUCUGCACGCUUAUGAGUCUCAUCACACUUUGUUGGAAAAUAUGGACGCUCCCCUUUCGAUAUGCGAUGAGGAUAAUACUCUGUUCAGCCGAGGGAACGAACGACAGUAACUAACGUUGAAGUCAUCUCUCACGGUUUACCGCCCACCAGAACAAUAUCAUCAUCUUCAACUAUCCCAGAAUUUGGAGGAACAAAAGGGAGACUUGCCAUUUGCAUUUGGGUUAGAAAAGGAAAUUAGAUCAUUUUGGCAUUUUGGUAUUGACAAGCUGCAAAAGUCACCGAUAGCAGAAAUUCUGUUGAAGUGAUGACUAUAGUUUGUAGUAAACUGAAUUGCAUAUGUAAAUGUGUUUUCUAAAUCGUAUUUUAUAGCUUCACUGUUUUAAAAUGAGAUUUUUUUCCCCCGAGGGCUAAGUGGGGGGUAAAACCAAGGCUUUUUCUAAUGACCAGCAUGUUAGUAAAUUGGAAGUUUUAAUUUAUUCUAGUUUCCCACGUAGGAAUUUGCCAAAGAGAGCUACUCUUUUUUUAGGUUUAACUUCCAGAAACAAAGUUUAAAAUCUGAGUACAUUAAAUGAAAACAGUGCCAGAUAGCAGUGAGUUAACUCCCAACCAAGAAAUCCUUACAAUAAAUGCAUGAAAUCUGGGAAUCAACUUGGUGUACAUUAAACAUUUCUGGAAAUCUUUUAAAUUUUAUUUUCCUCAUCAAUUGCUUUUAAUUGCUCAAGAUGAUAGAUUAGCUUUGUAAGACACAUGUAUGUAUGCUCUCAAAUGUUAAAGUCUCUUUCCUUUUACACAGAAGUAUAUUGUAAUUCAGGGUUAAGAUUUAAAAAAAAAACCAUGGUGACCUUUUUGGUUAUUUUGUGAGUUGGAAAGCGAUUUUGGUUACAUGUCAAUGUCUGAACUCAAUUGAUCAGUGCCAAUAAAUUUGGUUUCAAAAUAGACUUCCAUCUGUAAACACAGGCUUGGCUGUGUGAAGAAUUUUAAUCAUCUCUUCGGUGAUUAAUAUAAACACUUUAGAUCCAAAACUGCUUAAGAAAGAAAGAAACAGCUAGACAGGUUUGAUUACACAGAUAAACAUCAUAUAUUUAGCUCACAGUAACGGAUAAGAAUGGCCUGGGAUAAUACCAUCUUUUUAGCUCUGAAUUUCUCUUAUCACUUUAGUUUAUUAAGAAUUGGCAUUUGUUCCAUGAUAAGGAAACCUUUAAGGAAAUACAGGUUUUUAAUUAUUUGGAGUGGUCACCUACCGUGUGGCUCAUCUGAAAACCAUGAACAGUGAUGGUGAAGUGCCAUUCCGGGGGCGUGUGGGUGUGUUGCUUUUCUGUAUCUGUAUGAAGUUUGCUGUAACUAUUUUAAAAUAUUUAAUAUUUAAUUUUCUGAAUGGAGAAUCUUUGAAGCUUUGAUACAAUCUUGACAAAAAUGAAUAAAAAUGUUUUGAUAGUGUAUCCUACUAACAUUGGGCCAGUUUUUAUAUUUUAUAUCAUCCUAAUUUAUCUGGAGGAGCCUCCCAUGGGAAACCUGGAUACAGGGAAUCAGAUAGAGGUAGGUCCAGUUGUGGG